This is a messenger RNA of Peronospora farinosa, 1347 nucleotides long. The record is from the annotation of a GenBank genome assembly. Lineage: Eukaryota; Oomycota; Peronosporomycetes; Peronosporales; Peronosporaceae.
AUGGCGUCCGAGGAAGAAUACGACUUUGAUUACAGCGAUGAGGAUGAGGACAUGGAAGAUGCCGAGACUGCAGACUUGCACGUGCAAAUCGAGAAUGCCUAUUACUCGGCAAAGCAGUUGCUAGAAGGUGAACGGCCGGAGCGAGAAGCUGCUUUGGUGGCACUUAAGGAGGUGCUGAAGCUGCAGAAUGAGCAGACGGACUGGGGAUUUAAGGCGCUCAAGCGGACGGUGAAGUUGCUGUUUGAAAUGCAACGACAUGAUGAGGCCAUGCGAAGGUACGAGGAGCUAUUGGGCUACACGAAAACGGCAGUGACGCGAAAUAUAGGAGAGAAGGGCAUCAAUAGUAUCCUGGAUUUUGUAUCAACGAGCAAGACUUGGGAGAUCCUGCAGAGAUUCUACGAGACGACGUUAGAGACGCUUAAAGAGGCGAGGAAUGAGAGGUUGUGGUUCAAGACAAGUGUAAAACUGGGCAAUUUGUUGUACGAGAUUGGAGACUUUUCGAGGCUGAGCAAAAUUAUAAAAGAGUUGUUGGUGUCGUGCAGCGAUGAGGAUGGAGAUGAUGGUGUCAGGAAAAACUCACAGCUAUUAGAAGUGUAUGCGCUACAGAUUCAGAUGUACACGGCACAGAAAGACAACAAGAAGCUGGUGUCAAUUUACGAGAAAGCAUUACGGACCAAGUCAGGCGUUGCACACCCGAAAAUUAUUGGUGUCAUCCAUGAAUGUGGUGGUAAGAUGUACAUGAUGCAACGCGAGUGGGACAAGGCACGUAGUGACUUUUUCUCCGGAUUCAAGAGCUACGACGAAGCUGGUGAACCGCGGCGGCUUCAGUGUUUAAAGUAUUUGGUGCUGGCCAACAUGCUGAGUGAAUCUCAAGUCAACGUUUUUGACUCACAGGAGGCCAAACCGUACGAAAAUGACAAAGAAAUUGUGGCCAUGACGAUGCUGACGGACGCUUUUCUGCAUGACAAAAUCAAGGUUUUCGAGCAUGUGCUGACCCAGAAUCAGGAAGCGAUUAUGGACGACCCUUUCAUCAAGCACUACAUCGACAGUCUGCUGCGAACAAUUCGUAGCAAGGUGCUACUCAAAAUUGUCAAGCCUUAUCGCACGAUGGAUACACAGUACAUUGCACGCGAGCUCAACGGUAUCCCACUUUCCGAGGUGGAAUCGUUGCUGUCAGCGCUAGUACUGGACAAGAAAAUUGAGGCACGCAUCGAUCAGGUUCGUCAUACGCUUGUGCUUAUGGACCGCAAGCCCGAGGAGAAGUUCCACACAUCUAUCCAAGGCUGGUGCAAUGCUCUCGAGAAGUUUCAUUCAGUUACGGUGGACCGCAUUAGCACUGGCAUAUGA